CAUUUUUAAAACGGGUAUAUAACUGCUUCCCUUGGUCCAGUUGUUCAUCAUCAUAUUUUUCUUGGGCUUGAACGAUUUCUAUAAUAAUAGCGAAUAGGCCACAAUGGCGACGAAAAUUAUUCUCUUGCUGGCCACAAUUGGGGCAGUUGUUGCGGUUCCUCAUAAGUCCUUGAAACGCCCCAACCACGACCACAUCGACUACUAUGACUGUUCCGGAAAGGCGAACGGGUCAUACGUACAUCCCUCCGACUGCACUCGAUUCAUCAUGUGCUCGAAUGGAAAUGCGGCCGACAUGGCGUGUCCAGAUUGUAAUGGACAUGACCCGCAAUGUGACGGCGAGGCGUACCUUCGUUGGAGUGAGACCACAGGAAACUGUGAAUGGCCAGCAGAUACCGAAUGCGUCGCUGGGGACAGUGAUCCCUGCCCUGGCAUUGUUGCGGGGGGUAGUUGUGGAAAAAAUGAUUGCAAACAUUGCGGAUUUUGUACGGAGAAGAUGUCACAAUACUACCGAUGCAAUCGCACUUUCCCCUCAGAUCCAAAGCUAGAAAUUACUGGCAAGUGGGUCAUCGAGUCUUGUGAUUCUGAUCUCUGGUGGGAUCCUGACCUCAAACCGAGUUCCGAAGUGGAGGAAGGAUUUGGUGGGGCUUGUAACAAAUGGGACAAUCUUUCCCCGGCAACUAAAGAAAAAUGGAGGACUGACAAAAGUUGUAAGGCUGUUUUAGAAGAAGUCUGUUUGUGGGGACAGGAUGAAGGUGACCAGUGUUCAGAACGGUACUGGUAUUAUGACCCCGACACUAUGGCUGUGCGAGAAGAUCUCUCUUGUCCUACUGGACUUUUGUGGGACCAAGCUACUGAGACGUGUCGGUCGUGUGGGAACGUUGCCGGUUGUGAUUGCAAAUGAAGCAUUUAGUUGUAUCAUUUCUACAAAAUGAGAAGAAAAAACCUUCGUAUUUCAGCUUUGAGUAAUUAUAAAUAGAAUUCCUGUAAAAAUUAAUUGGAAAUGUAACUAAAAUAGUUACAGUAUUUAAGCAAUAAAAUCUUGCAUAUAAA
This is a messenger RNA of Folsomia candida, 1050 nucleotides long. RefSeq lists its product as uncharacterized. Gene Ontology annotation, cellular component: extracellular region. The coding region runs from base 104 to 901 and encodes 265 amino acids. Lineage: Eukaryota; Metazoa; Arthropoda; Collembola; Entomobryomorpha; Isotomidae. The transcript has 3 exons. Gene Ontology annotation, molecular function: chitin binding. The record is from RefSeq and is a predicted model, not a curated record.